This is a messenger RNA of Trifolium pratense (red clover), 2505 nucleotides long. Its product is annotated as adenine/guanine permease AZG1. NCBI's taxonomy places the organism in Eukaryota, Viridiplantae, Streptophyta, Magnoliopsida, Fabales, Fabaceae. Gene Ontology annotation, molecular function: purine nucleobase transmembrane transporter activity. The record is from RefSeq and is a predicted model, not a curated record. Gene Ontology annotation, cellular component: plasma membrane. The transcript has a single exon. Gene Ontology annotation, biological process: transmembrane transport. The coding region runs from base 497 to 2287 and encodes 596 amino acids.
GGUUAAAGAGAUUCAAUUUAAAUGGUGGUAUCUUUACAGGAUCUCAAGCUACAAAUAUGUUAAUAAAAAAUAAUAAAGAGAUUCAAUUUAAAUGAAACAGGAAACUAUUAAAAAUGCAAUAAAAAAGGAUCAAACGGUUUACACCAUUGUCCCUUAACACAAGGGAAUUACUACCAUUUUCAAUAAUUAUCAUUUAUCACUAUCAACAAAACAAGAAAAUAAAAAUUUGAUACCCUCACUGCUGGCACACACAGAGUUAUCUAUAUUAGAAAGAUCCCAUUCUUUAGAAUCUAUACUUAGCAUAAACAUAAAAUUUCAAACACCACAAAUCAAACCUUGCCACAUUCAUUUCUCUGUUCUCUAGUCUCUGUUUUGUUCCUCACAAAACACCAAAACACAUCAAACCUUGAUUUAUCCAAAUCCUAUAUAAACAAUCAAACAAACUAAGACAUCAUCAACCAACACAAAAAACUUCAUCUCUUUCCCUCCUAUUCCAAUGGAGGGUGGUCAUCAAAGGCCCACACUUCCAGCCCACCAAGCCCACACAAAGCCCAUCUCUCGUCUCAACUCCUACGUAGCCAAAACCAGAGUAGGUAAAUAUUUCAAGCUUUCCCAACGUAACUCCACCUUCACCACCGAGCUUCGUGCCGGAACCGCCACUUUUCUCACCAUGGCUUAUAUCCUCGCCGUCAACGCUUCCAUUUUAACUGAUUCCGGUGGAACAUGCUCUGUUUCAGAUUGUGUUCCUCUCUGUUCUGACUCUUCAGUUUCCAUCAAUAACUGUUCAGGCCCAUCACUUCAUGUCAUUCAGCCCGAUGUUUCGUGUAAAUUCGACCCGGUUAACCCGGGCUACGCCGCGUGUCUCGAUAAAACCCGAAAAGACUUGAUCGUCGCCACUGUUGCUUCUUCUCUCAUUGGUUGUUUCAUUAUGGGUGCUUUUGCUAAUCUUCCUUUGGGCCUUGCUCCGGGUAUGGGCUCUAACGCUUACUUUGCUUACACAGUCGUGGGCUUUCAUGGUUCUGGUACAAUCUCCUACCAAAACGCACUCGCAGCUGUUUUCAUCGAAGGAAUGGUUUUCUUAUUCGUUUCUUCAAUCGGUUUACGAGCAAAAUUAGCAAAACUUGUUCCAAAGCCCGUUAGAAUAAGCUCAUCAGCUGGAAUUGGGCUUUUUCUUGCUUUCAUCGGGCUUCAAAACAAUCAAGGAAUUGGGCUUGUUGGGUAUAGCUCUUCCACUUUAGUAACACUCGGCGGUUGCCCAAGCUCAUCACGGGCUUCCUUAGCUCCGGUUAUAUCGGCGCUUAACGGCACAGUCAGUCUUCUCCCGGGCGGAACGGUUUCCGGAGAUAUAUUUUGUCUCCGAAACAGAAUGGAAAGCCCAACACUAUGGUUGGGCCUGGUGGGCUUUAUCAUAAUUGCGUAUUGUUUAGUGAAAAACGUUAAAGGAGCAAUGAUAUACGGCAUCGUUUUUGUAACCGCCGUUUCUUGGUUUAGAAACACUAAAGUAACGGCGUUUCCUAACAGUGAUGCGGGUAACACGGCUCACGAGUAUUUCAAAAAAGUAGUUGACAUACACACAAUAAAAACUACAGCUGGUGCGUUAAGUUUUAACAGCAUAGGAAAAGGGUAUUUUUGGGAAGCUGUGGUAACAUUUUUAUAUGUAGACAUUCUCGACACAACCGGAACAUUGUACUCGAUGGCACGGUUUGCGGGUUUUACCGACGAGAAAGGCGAUUUCGAGGGUCAAUAUUUUGCGUUUAUGUCAGAUGCCACGUCAAUUGUUGUGGGGUCGUUAUUGGGAACUUCACCGGUGACGGCGUUUAUCGAAAGUUCCACGGGGAUACGAGAAGGCGGACGGACGGGGAUCACUGCAUUGACGGUCGCAGGUUAUUUUUUUAUGGCGUUGUUUUUUACGCCGUUGUUGGCUUCAAUUCCGGCGUGGGCGGUGGGUCCGCCGUUGAUUUUAGUGGGAGUAUUGAUGAUGAGAUCGGUGGUUGAGAUUGAUUGGGAAGAUAUGAGACAAGCAAUACCUGCGUUUGUGACAAUGAUACUUAUGCCUUUGACGUAUUCAAUUGCUUAUGGGCUUAUUGGUGGGAUAGGUACUUACAUUGUGUUGAACAUUUGGGAUUGGGGGAUUGAGAUUUUGGGGCACUUUGGGUACCUUACAACAAAGGAGCCUAGUAGUGGUAGUAAUAAUAAUUCUCAUUCUCCUCAAGUCAAUGGAGUGGUUCAAAAUCAACAUUCUUCACAAAAUCCAAAUGCUAAAGCACUACAACUUGAAGUACUUUAGUCUAUAGGUUACGUCGUUUUUGUGAUAUUCAUGUGGUACUAUUCUCUAGUUUUGUUGAUAUUUUUUAUUUUAUUUUCACAUGGUUGAAUAUUUAUUUAGGAUUUAUUAUUAUUAUUAUUCUGGUGUGAAUACAUGGCACAUGGCUUUAUUUUUGCGUAUAGUAACACAACUUUGAUUUUUCCGAUGUGGAAAAAAUGAAAAUGAGAAACUUAUAUGAA